AUGGUACCCAAUGCCGUGGAGAGGAAAAAGAUUCAUGCCCAACUUAUUGUGUUUCAUAAUAGAAAAUGCAUGUUUGGCCUAGAAGAUGCACAAAGUGUUAGGAAGACUGUGACUCCAGCAGAAUGGUGGGAGGCUUAUGGAGAUCAUUGCCCCAAACUAAGGAAUUUUGCCAUUUGGGUUCUAAGCUUGACUUGUAGUUCUUCCGGGUGUGAGCGCAAUUGGAGCGCAUUUGAAAUGGUGCAUACAAAGAAAAGGAAUAAAUUGCACCAAAAGAAGAUGAAUGAUUUGGUUUAUGUCAUGUACAACUUGAAGUUGAAGAAUAAACCAAAAAAGAGAAAUGAUUUUGCCUCUUGUUCUUUUGAGGAAGUUGCUUCAGAUGAUGAGUGGCUAACUGAGGAAGGAGAAAAUGUUAAUGUCAAUGAACUGAAUGAAGAAGUUGGACUUGAACAUCUUAAUGAUAAUGAUGUUAAUGUUGAUUUGGAUGAAGUUGGAGGAAGUAUUAGUCAUACUAAUGCAAGUGAAAUUAGACAAGACUUUUCAUCUGAUUCUGAUGAAGGUGAUGCCGAUGGCAAUGAUGAUGGAGGAGAAUCUGAAGAUGAUGAUGGUGAUGAUCAUGGAAUGGAAGAAUGA
Molecule: messenger RNA, 630 nt
Organism: Lotus japonicus
Lineage: Eukaryota; Viridiplantae; Streptophyta; Magnoliopsida; Fabales; Fabaceae
Exons: 2
Coding region: 1-630 (209 amino acids)
Molecular function (GO): protein dimerization activity
Source: RefSeq, a predicted model, not a curated record